Molecule: messenger RNA, 1998 nt
Organism: Alternaria ethzedia
Lineage: Eukaryota; Fungi; Ascomycota; Dothideomycetes; Pleosporales; Pleosporaceae
Exons: 4
Coding region: 1-1998 (665 amino acids)
Source: RefSeq, a predicted model, not a curated record
AUGUUCAAGCGUGCGGGCAAAGACCGUACCAGAGAGGCCAUCAGAUGGCGUGUGCAGCAGUAUGGUCCCGUCAAACAGUUUGAAGAGCACGGCAUCUCAUUCCAGGAUCUCUCCCCAGCCUUCGAGAGAGAGAUUGCAGCACAGACGCGCCGGAUUCUCUUAGGGCCUGGUCCUGCAGCAGCCAGCGAGACCGGUACUGCGAUAGUUCGGCAGAAGAUGCGCGAGGCGAGUCUAAUAGAAGCGGCGAAUUCGGCGCGUGCAACAAGAGCGAAGAAGCGCGCUGCCUCACAUGAUAUCGAGACCCGCGCACGGAAAAGGCAUCCAAAGACACCCGCGGGCCGCGAACGGGGUACAAAGACAAGUCCAUGGAAGAUAGUGGAGGAAGAGGAGCGGAUGGGAGGAACUAUAAGUGAAGAGGUACAGGCCGACGACGGGUCGAUGGCUCAUGACGCUCUGGUGGCGAGGAGCUCCGCAAGAUCCGCGGGUGGCUCGCCGUAUGGCGCGAAGACACCAGAAAGCAUGCCCGUCGAUGAAGUUGUUGAUCGAGGAGCGAUAACACCGCCAUCAACAACGACGGCCUCAAAUUCCAUUAACCCGAUCCACACACCGAUCAUCGCAUAUCUUGAGAAGAGGCUUGAGGAUGCUGGACGCCAGUUACAGCUAGAGCAGGCCGGCAUCAAUACCCAACGCAAAGAGAACGAAGAACUGCGCCGCCAGAUCGGAAAGCUCACGACUCCCAACAAUGCUGCACUGCGCCAAGCGGCCCGUGAUCUCGAACUGGAGCGGGCAACACUCGUUUCCGAGAAGCUCACGAUUAACUCGCGUCAUCAAGAUGCUAUACGAUGCUUAGAGGAACUUCUUGAAGCCAAGGCAAAGCAUAUCGGACAGCUACAAUGCCUUCUCAACACUCUAAGAGGCCCUCAGCUGGUCUCCAGAUCUCAAGGCUACCCGAUCGAAUAUGAUGCUGGGUCUCUGCGUGCCGACUGGUGUCAGAAUGUUGCUCGGUUGGCAUCUGACUGCCGGCCAUACGACAUGGCAAGAUCCCUUCGCGCUGAAGAGCAGGUACCCGUCAAGCUUGAGGCUGCCAUGCGUGCUGUCACUGGACUCUCCGUGGCACAAACCGGGAACCUGACGCUCGCUGAGUGCUUCACUAAAACCACGGCCAUGCCUACGGAUGUCAACAUCCAGAUUGCCUGUUUCAUGAAUCAUGCUCUACGAUGGUGCUUCAAUACAGCGUUCCAUACCAAGGGGCUGAAGUCGGAGAAGUUGCACGAAAUGUGGCACUCGAUUGCGUCACUCAAUGGACUCAAAUGUGUACGAGAACUAGACACCAUGGCUACCCUAGAUAAGAUCGGCAAUGAGUACUUUCGCAAGAACCAAAUACCGACGAAGGCCAAAAGCCAGAUGGCAAUCUUCAUCAAAGAGUGCCGCAGCUUCAUUCCCUGGCUCGAUAGCGCGAAGUUGCGUCCGAAGCUCGAUGAUUGGCUUCAGUCCACCAUGGAGAUGAAGUUGGAGCUUCUUGUGUCAAGCCAUCACCACAAACUCGCCUUCCCACCACCUGGCGCACCUUACGACAAGGACACCAUGGAAGGUCAAACUGAGGACGGAAACAGACAGGGCCCCAAGGAUAAUCCAGCUGACUAUCGAGUCAAAAUCUGCGUCUGUCCUGCGCUUCAUACGUGCGUCCCAGAACCAGAACUACCAGACUGUGACGGACCUUCCUUCAAGGCGGAGAAGUACAAAGAUGCUUUGCUCGAAAACAGGGACUUCUUCGCUGAAGAACCGGGCAAGUAUCAGGGCUGGGAAGGAGUUGUUUUGGUAUCGCGCGCUAUCGUCUUCGUCGAGAAGUACCCUCAACAGUCCCAGGUCAUGCCAGAGCAGAGUCAAUCGAAGCAGACUCUACGGAUUCGACUAACCCCAAGCUUGGCAGAAGAUACCCAGGACGUGGCUGAAGGCGGGGAGGAUGGCAUGAGCAGCGAAGACGACGCCAAACUGUGA